CGCAAAUUUGUUUAUACGCGAACCUAGUCUCCCUUUGUAAAGCAACCACCCACUCCUCCUCACCAAAUCAAAAUUCCCCCCCAAAUUUCCCAAUCUCUCUCCCUCCAAAUUCCCAAAUCAAAUCCCUAGAUCGAUCGAGGGGGAGGGGGAGGGGGAGGGGGAGGGGAGAUCGAUGGAGAGCACGAUGGAGAAAGUGUGGGAUUCGGGGCGAAGGGCGAGUAGGAACCUGAGCAGGAGCAUCAGCAGGAGCGUGAACAUGGGGAACUGGGGGAUGGAGGAGGUGUUCGCGCGCGCGAGCACGAGGGGGAGGUCGCGGGCCGGAGGGGGCGGCGACGACGACGAGGAGGCGCUCCGGUGGGCGGCGCUCGAGCGCCUCCCCACCUACAGCCGCCUCCGCACGGCGAUCCUCAAAUCCACCGUCGACGGCGCCGGCGACGGCGGCGGAGGUGGCGGCGGUGGGGGGAGGUACGAGCACCGGCAGGUGGACGUGCGGAAGCUGGGGAUCGGCGAGCGCCAGGAGUUCAUCGAGCGCGUGUUCCGGGUCGCCGAGGAGGACAACGAGCGCUUUCUCAAGAAGCUGCGGCAUCGGAUCGAUCGGGUUGGUAUACAACUCCCAACUGUGGAGGUGAGGUUCGAGCAUCUAACAAUAGAAGCCAAGUGCCACGUCGGCAACAGGGCUCUGCCCACGCUGCUCAACACGGCUCGCAACAUUGCCGAGUCAGCGGUUGGCCUCUUGGGCAUAAGGCUCACGAAGAUGACCACUCUUACCAUACUCAAAGAUGUCUCCGGAAUCGUACGACCCUCUAGGAUGACAUUGUUGCUGGGCCCUCCGUCAUCGGGGAAGACCACUCUUUUACUAGCCUUAGCUGGGAAGCUGGACCCAACACUGAAGGCACGGGGAGAGAUAACGUACAACGGGUACGCACUCGACGAGUUCGUGCCCCAGAAAACGGCGGCCUACAUUAGCCAAACUGACGUCCACAUGGCCGAGAUGACCGUUAAAGAAACCCUCGAUUUCUCCGCUCGGUGCCAGGGCGUGGGAUCCAAAUACGACCUUCUAACGGAGUUAGCCAGGAGGGAGAAAGAGGCUGGGAUUCUUCCAGAACCUGAAGUCGAUCUCUUUAUGAAGGCUACUUCGAUGGAAGGGGUCAAAAGCAGUCUCCAAACGGACUACACGCUCAGGAUACUUGGGCUGGACAUUUGCGCCGAUACCAUUGUUGGGGACCAAAUGCAGAGAGGAAUAUCAGGUGGUCAGAAGAAGAGAGUCACCACAGGGGAGAUGAUGGUGGGGCCGACGAAGGUGCUGUUCAUGGACGAGAUAUCGACGGGGCUGGACAGCUCGACGACGUUUCAGAUCGUGAAGUGCCUGCAGCAGAUCGUUCACCUGGGGGAGGCCACCAUCCUCAUGUCCCUCCUCCAGCCCGCGCCCGAGACCUUCGACCUCUUCGACGACAUCAUUCUCCUCUCCGAGGGCCAGAUUGUCUACCAGGGCCCUCGCGAGUUCGUCCUCGACUUCUUCGAGUACUGCGGCUUCCGAUGCCCCGACCGCAAGGGCACUGCCGACUUCCUUCAAGAGGUGACGUCGAAGAAGGAUCAGGAGCAGUACUGGGCGGACAGGAGCAGGCCGUACCGGUACGUGCCGGUGCCGGAGUUCGUGGCGCAGUUCAGGCGCUUCCACGUGGGGCUCCGGCUGGAGAACGAGCUGUCGGUGCCGUACGACAAGAGCCGCUGCCACCGCGCCGCCCUCGUCUUCUCGAAGCACUCCGUCUCCACCUCCGACCUCCUCAAGACCUCCUUCGCCAAGGAAUGGCUCCUCAUCAAGCGCAACUCCUUCGUCUACAUCUUCAAGACCGUUCAGCUCACUAUCAUGGCGCUGGUGGUGUCGACGGUGUUCUUGCGGACGCUGAUGCACCAGCGGAGCGUGGACGAUGGGUUCCUGUACAUCGGGGCGCUCCUCUUCGGGCUCAUUGUGAACAUGUUCAACGGCUUCGCGGAGCUCACCCUCACCAUCUCGCGGCUCCCCGUGUUCUACAAGCACCGGGACCUCCUCUUCUACCCGGCGUGGAUCUUCACCCUCCCCAACGUCCUCCUCCGCAUCCCCAUGUCCAUCAUCGAGUCCGUCGUCUGGGUCGUCAUCACCUACUACACCAUCGGCUUCGCACCCGAGGCCAGCAGGUUCUUCAAGCAGCUGCUGCUGAUGUUCUUGACACAGCAGAUGGCGGCCGGGCUCUUCAGAUCAAUCGCAGGCAUUUGCCGAUCGAUGAUCAUAGCACACACCGGAGGAGCUCUCUCUUUGCUCAUCAUGUUUUCUCUUGGAGGUUUUCUCCUACAAAAAGAUGUUAUUCCGAAAUGGUGGAUUUGGGGUUACUGGAUCUCGCCGUUGAUGUAUGGAUAUAAUGCACUAGCAGUUAAUGAGUUGUUCGCCCCCAGGUGGAUGGACAAAUUUGAAAAUGGUACAAGGCUGGGGCAAGCUAUCCUCCAGAAUGCUAGCAUCUUUCCAGACAAGAAUUGGUUCUGGAUCGGAGCUGCAGCACUUUUCGGCUUCAGCAUCUUCUUCAACGUGCUCUUUACACUGUCGCUUAUGUAUCUGAACCCUCUUGGCAAACCACAAGCUAUUAUAUCUGAAGAAACAGCGGCUGAAACGGAAGCUAACAUAAAUGGCAGAAAAGAAUCUCCGAGAAUCAGAAGCAUAGAAUCACACGACGACUCUGUACCCCGUGCUUUGUCGACAAAGGAUGGCAACAACACCAGGGAAAUGAUGAUGAUGCGCAUGACAACCAAUGGUUCAACCAAUAUGCUUGGUCGGGAUAUGUCUAUUGAUUUAGGCACCGGUGUUGCACCAAAGAGAGGAAUGGUUCUUCCCUUCACUGCGCUCUCCAUGUCCUUUGAUGAAGUGAACUACUACGUCGACAUGCCUGCAGAAAUGAAACAACAAGGGGUGACCGAAGAUAGGCUCCAACUGCUUAGAGGGGUGACAGGUGCUUUUAGACCAGGUGUUCUAACAGCCCUUAUGGGCGUGAGUGGGGCUGGAAAGACUACUCUUAUGGAUGUUUUGGCGGGAAGAAAAACUGGUGGUUAUAUCGAAGGGGAUAUUCGAAUUUCAGGUUACCCUAAGAAUCAAUCGACAUUUGCACGGAUCUCUGGUUAUUGUGAACAGAAUGAUAUCCAUUCGCCUCAGGUCACCGUUAGGGAGUCCUUGAUUUACUCUGCCUUUCUUCGCCUUUCUAAAGACGUCAGUGAUGAAGAGAAGAUGAAAUUUGUUGAUGAAGUGAUGGAGCUAGUGGAGCUUGACAAUCUCAAGGACGCUAUAGUGGGCCUUCCUGGAAUUACAGGGUUAUCAACAGAGCAGAGGAAGAGGUUGACUAUAGCAGUUGAGCUCGUUGCUAAUCCUUCAAUCAUCUUUAUGGAUGAACCAACAUCAGGUCUUGAUGCGAGAGCAGCUGCCAUUGUUAUGAGAACUGUCAGGAAUACAGUCGACACUGGAAGAACUGUUGUAUGUACGAUCCACCAACCUAGCAUCGACAUAUUCGAAGCUUUCGAUGAGUUGCUACUGAUGAAGAGAGGAGGCCAAGUGAUAUACUCUGGUCCUCUCGGCCGGAACUCACACAAAAUGAUUGAAUAUUUCGAGGCAAUUCCUGGAGUUCCCAAAAUCAAAGACAAGUACAACCCAGCAACAUGGAUGCUGGAAGUAAGUUCAAUUGCUGCGGAAGUACGCUUAGGCUUGGACUUCGCUGAGUACUACAGGUCAUCAGAUCUGUACAAGCGUAACAAGGCUCUAGUGAAUGAGCUGAGUAAACCGCCACCGGGCUCAAGUGACCUAUAUUUCCCUACAAAGUACUCUCAGUCCGCUUUUGAACAGUUCAAAGCUUGUCUCUGGAAACAAUCCUGGACCUAUUGGAGGAGCCCCGACUACAACCUCGUUAGAUUUUUCUUUACUCUGUUCACUGCUCUACUUCUUGGUACCAUCUUUUGGAAAGUUGGCCACAGGAGGGGAAGUUCAAAUGAUCUUAGGAUUGUGAUAGGAUCUAUGUAUACAGCAGUGAUGUUUGUUGGAAUUAAUAAUUGUUCAACUGUUCAACCUAUUAUUGCGAUCGAGAGAACUGUGUUCUACAGAGAGAGGGCGGCUGGGAUGUACUCUGCUUUGCCCUAUGCCAUUGCUCAGGUGGUCAUGGAAAUACCAUACGUGUUUAUUCAGGGAUUGUACUAUACACUUAUAGUAUACUCCAUGCUGAGCUUCCAGUGGACAGCAGUAAAAUUUUGCUGGUUCUUCUUCAUAUCUUUCUUCUCUUUCCUCUACUUCACUUACUACGGAAUGAUGACCGUCUCAAUCUCACCGAACCAUGAAGUUGCCGCCAUCUUUGCUGCAACAUUCUUCUCAAUUUUCAACCUCUUCUCGGGCUUUUUCAUCCCUAGACCAAAAAUACCCAAAUGGUGGAUCUGGUACUACUGGAUUUGCCCAUUGGCAUGGACGGUGUACGGGCUUAUAGUGACACAAUACGGAGACCUAGAAGACACCAUCAAUGUUCCUGGCCAACCACAGCCGCAACAAAUCAAAGAGUAUAUCAGGCACCAUUUUGGAUACCACACAGAUUUCAUAGGAGUUGUGGCAAUAGUUCUUGUGGGUUUCGCUGUCUUCUUCGCUUUCAUGUUCGCCUUUUGCAUCAAGAAGUUGAAUUUCCAGCAGAGGUAGGAGUCGGAAUGUUAUAGUAUCAGAAAAAAAAUGCUCCUUCAAGCGGAAGCGUUUGACAUUGUAUACUUUUUUUCUUCACUUUUUGAUAGUUUACUGUAUAUAGACACGCAUAGUUGCAUCUAAAAUAUGAUGCCAGUUUUCUUGGACUUAAACUGAGAUGUGAGAGACAUUGAGUCAAUGCGAUUAUACCUCUCUUCUUGGUAUGUUUACAGGACAGCACAAUUGUGAAUAACAUUAUACCUGCAUCUACUAUGCAGAAAUUCUUCA
Ananas comosus (pineapple) is the source of this 4957-nucleotide messenger RNA. Its product is annotated as ABC transporter G family member 42-like. NCBI's taxonomy places the organism in Eukaryota, Viridiplantae, Streptophyta, Magnoliopsida, Poales, Bromeliaceae. Gene Ontology annotation, cellular component: membrane. The transcript has 24 exons. Gene Ontology annotation, molecular function: ATP hydrolysis activity; ATP binding; ABC-type transporter activity. The record is from RefSeq and is a predicted model, not a curated record. Bases 173 to 4690 code for a protein of 1505 amino acids.